AUGGCAUCGGAAUACGAGAAAAAGACCGUCGCGCAGUUACAAGAGCUACUGAAAGCUCGUGGUCUGACAACCUCUGGUAAGAAGGCUGAGCUUGUUGCUCGACUUCAGGAAGCCGAUACAGCAGCCAGUGCAACGAAAACCGAAGCAAAGCCCGACGCCGCUGAGGAUAUUAUCGACUGGGAUGAUGAAGCGCCUACUACUGAAGCUCCGUUAAAAGAGAGCGCUCAAGCCUCAACAGAAGCUGGCGCUGCUUCUAUUGCUGCUGGUGGCCAAGGACAAGUGCCGAAUCCAGUCGCCGUCCCCAACCAAACACUUGGAGAGGAUCCUGCAAAGACGAAUGAUCUUCACAUUGAAAAUAAGGGCGAUGCUUCUGAACAAGCUGCGACAGAAGAGAAGCCCGCCGUCGACUACAGCAUCGGACUCCAGCCGACGGAGAUAGAAGAAGAGUUGAAGAAACGCAAAGCCCGUGCUGAGAAAUUUGGCAUUGUUGCAGAAACCCAAUCAGAGUCGACAGAGGCAGAAAAGGCGCUUGAACGAGCGAAACGAUUUGGAACAGGCGGUUCAACUGAAUCGGGAGUAGGUGUCAGCCGACUAGAUCAAGCUCUCCCUGCUGAACGGGAACGAAAGCGCGGUCGAGGUGACGAACAGGGUGGACGUGGAGGCAAACGACGUAAUUUUGGCGGCGCUGGUGGUCGUAACCGUGUUCAGAAUCGCAAAAGCAACAACCCAGCCGGCCGAAGCAACGAUCCUAAACCCGUGUUCAGUGACAAGGACAAAGCUGCAGCAGAGGCUAGGAAGAAACGAUUCUCUGCAGCUGCAUAG
This is a messenger RNA of Talaromyces atroroseus, 822 nucleotides long. RefSeq lists its product as hypothetical. The transcript has a single exon. NCBI's taxonomy places the organism in Eukaryota, Fungi, Ascomycota, Eurotiomycetes, Eurotiales, Trichocomaceae. Gene Ontology annotation, cellular component: nucleus. The record is from RefSeq and is a predicted model, not a curated record. Bases 1 to 822 code for a protein of 273 amino acids. Gene Ontology annotation, biological process: poly(A)+ mRNA export from nucleus.